Acytostelium subglobosum LB1 is the source of this 3684-nucleotide messenger RNA. RefSeq lists its product as hypothetical. The record is from RefSeq and is a predicted model, not a curated record. The coding region runs from base 1 to 3684 and encodes 1227 amino acids. The transcript is spliced from 2 exons. NCBI's taxonomy places the organism in Eukaryota, Evosea, Eumycetozoa, Acytosteliales, Acytosteliaceae.
AUGGUUCGUUUGGACGAAGCAAUGAUUAACCUCUCCAUGUGUGGCUCAGUUCACAUGCUUCAGACACUACUCGAGAUGACUGGACACCAUUACAUUGGUCCCGUCACAAUGGAUCACUUGGUGCUUGCUGUGGACCGCGGAAAUAUACACUUUGUACGAUUACUUCUCAAACUCCAUGGUCAAUCGAGGGACUUCAAACCCAGCGCAACAAACAUAUUGGGUAGAGCUAUAUACGUGUUUCGGUUCCCUGGCAUCGAUGUCGAUAUGCUCAAGCUUCUCAAAGAGAUGGGCGCCUUAAGUUCCGGACUUUGCUCCAGGGCACUUGAACAUUGCAUCACGAAUCGCCGUGUUGAGAGUGUCCAAUACAUCCUUGAGGUGGCCAAGGAGUUUGAUGAGCAACAAAGAAUUGAAAUCGAUCGAGAGGUACAAACUAGCAUCAUGAGACACACUAGGCUUGGACAUCUGGACAUCAUCCAGUCGCUAUUGAGUGUGGCACCAUCCAAUCAUCGAACAAAUUACAGUCCUGGUAGCAAUCUGAGCAGGGUGGCGGCAGAGAAUGGCCACAUGCACAUCAUCGAGCAUCUCCACAAGAACAACAUUGGCAACGACUCAUUGAGAUCUGCCGAGGAGUCCACCAUCAUGGAACUGAUGAUCACUCGUUGUGGCGACCAAUGGGAUCAGGUCAUGGUCUCCAGGGUCCUCUACAAGAGGGUAUUGGACCAAAUGAAUGCUGCACUGAGGAGAGGCGACCAGAGCACUGCAAUGGACAUUCUCAACAGCCACUGGGACAAAGGACUGUCGUCAAAAGCAUGGAGCUAUCCGACAGAGUUGUUGAUCACCUUUCUCUCCAUUCACAAAUCAAAUCACACUCAUGGUUUAACUCCCGGUGGUUUGUGUCACAUUGUCCAACGAAUAAGUGAUGGCAGGGUAUCAUUGGAGCAUGGUUUGGAGUACCUACGUAACGCCAUGGUUGUUGCACCUGACGAGCCAGACGAUGACGAUGAUGGAUCAGGGGGCGAAGAAGAACACAUUCUCAAACAAUCAUCGAUGAAUUUGGCGGCAGGCUUCUCACUGGCAUUACUCCUUCGAGUUAAGGAAAUGACAUUGUUGGAUUACGAUUACCGUUGUCUGGAGGCAGCAAUCGAGCAUGAUCGCCUGGAUGUCAUAUCAUAUCUACUUGCGAACAACUUUAUCAAUGGUAGCUUCAUGCAAAGCUGGACAUUUGAGUUACUCUUCACCAAGGGGUCGGUCGAUGCCAUCAAGAUCGUUCAUCAACAUGUCAAGUUGGACAAGCCUAAUCUAUGCGUCAAUUCGAUCAAGAACUCAUUGGAAGUGUUCAAGCAUGUGAUGGAAUAUGUCCAUCCACCUUCAUCUCUGUCACCUCGACAACAUCGUUCAAUCAUCAAUGCUGCGGUGGUCCAAGACAAAGUUAACCAUCUCAAACAUCUCAUUGACAUUCUUUACUCACUAAUACCAAUGCCUUCAUUGGAUACAUUGAUUGAGGCCACCAAGAAAAGUGCCGUCUCAACAUUGGAGUAUAUCUUUGUCAAGAUCAAGCCAUUACCACUUACUCGCCUGUCAGAGAUUGAACAACUUCGUGUUCUCAAAUCGAUCUUGCACUCAGCCUAUGACUCUGGAAACACUCGCAUCAUCACCAUUUGCAACAAUCUUAUCAGAGAUAUCAAUACUGCCAAUCCAAAUAUGAAGAGGAAAUACUCAGAUGAUACUCCAACUGCACUCGCUCAAUCAGUUAUACACUCGGUUCUUGGAAACAACAAGUUGAACUCGAUGAUCAUGAAGCAUGUUGGAUUGAUCCAUCGGAGUUGUUUGGGCAUUGAUCAGAGCUUGAUCAUCAAAGGUGGACAACUGUUUGGCAACAACUCAUUGUUGGACUUUAUCAAGUAUGGUGCCACUGAAUACUUCAUCAAAUCAUUCAAAUCAAUCAAUCUCAAACACUCAUAUCCACCCAACAACAACAAGUUGAUCAGUGCCGCCAUUGCUCACUUUACUCCACGUCAUAUCCCCUUACUGGAUGCACUCAUCGCCCAUCCUUCAAUGACAUUGUCGCCAGAAACAAUCAGUUGGCGCGAAUUCAUAAAUCAACUCUCUGACUGCACGAUUCACAACUGGUCACGCAUCCUUGAUGAUGUCAUGCAGUUGGUGAUGGUCAACUCAAACUCUCCGCCAAUGAUACUCAAAGAGAAUGACAUAUUCUUGAUCAAGCAUCCAUUGUUCCUCAGCAAGAUGCUCUCAUUUGGUGUGACAUUCACUGUGCCACGAAUCAACGUACAUCCACCACCUCCCCCUCCCAACUCGGAAGUGUUGACCAGGUGGCUUCAAUGUCCGCCCGAGUCAAUACUUGAGAUGAUUCAAUUGAUUGGUCAACCACUAUCCAAGGAGACUGCCAGACACGUCCUUGCCCACUCAAUCAGGAUGGACAUCCAACCAGUUUCCCAAUACUUCAUUGACACGUAUCAACUCCUCAAUGAACCCAGGCUCCCAGCAUUCUGUGCCAAGCAUGGCUACUUUGAACUGUACAACACCCUGCCUCAAUCCACAAACAACUCCAAUUUGUUGUUUGAGACAAUAUUGCAAUGUGAGAAAUGUUUGAUGCCAUUGGAAGUCGUCACAAUGGCCUACCAGCAUAUGAUAGACAAUGGUGUUAGGCCAACCACAAGCUUCAGUUCCAAAAUGCCAAGAGGCCUCAUUUGCCCAAACAAGAUCAACCUCCUCGUAUCACUGCCACACCAUAAUGGCAAUAACGACCAAUUGGUGCGCAUCACCAACAUCAUUCCAAUUAUGAUCUCGGUUGGAUUGUUGGAGAGAUUCCUCGCAGAUUCACGCUACCAAUGCGACUUUGAUUAUGUGAUGAGCAGUGCCAUUGAAGUAGGCGAUCGACAAGUUAUAGAAAUGUUGGAGGCCAAUACCGACAAACGAUUCAAGACCGACUACAGAUCGGCAUUCAAUGCUGCUGCCUCUGUUGGAGAUCUGGAUACAAUCAAUAUGAUCUUGGACAAGCGACAUCUAUCGACAGCGACCGACCACAAGAUAUUUGGCAAUAGGCAUAGCACUCUUCAGAACAUCCAUCCGGAUGUGGCCACGAUCGUGAUUGAUCAACAAAAGUUGGAUGGACGCACUACUAUGUUCGAACAAGUUAUGAGUUUGUUUGUGGAGUACUUCAAACGAGGCGAUAUUGAGGCCAUCGAUCAUCUAAUACGACAGUGCAUAGAUUGCCGAGUUAAUGACCCAGGCGAAUUGGACAGCAAUAUCAAGUUUGGAAUUCAUUCAUUGCUCAGCCACAAGAUGACACCGAUCACCAACAGUAAAGUGUUGGCACACUUCAUUGACAAAGGAUAUCUUGACAUGGUCAACAAACAACACUACCUCACACGAGUGAUUGAACAUGCUUGUGAGAAUGGACACAUCGACAUCAUGAGAUUUGUCCACUCCUUGGAUCAGAUUGAUCAAUCAAUAUCAUUCAUUCCAGACCUUCGAUGCAUUGCCCGUAUAGUUGAACGCAAUCAACUCUCAGUGAUCCAAUACCUUUUUGGCGAUGAUCAGUCACCCAUCAAACGAUCACCAGACGCAACACUCGUGGUCCGAAUGGCCAAGUACGCUCGCCAUUCUGCCUUUGUCAAUGGCAACAUCAAUAUCAUCAACUAUUGCGACACAAUUAUCGUUUAA